CGGCUAUGGUGGUCGGGUGUGGGUGAUGGAGGAGGAAGAAGGGUUGGGGGUGGUCGGCUAUGGCGGACGGGUGUGGGUGCUGGAGGAGGAAGAAGGGUUGAGGGAGGUUGGCUAUGGCGGACGGGUGUGGGUGAUGGAGGAGGAAGAGGAGUUGGGGGCGGUCGGCUAUGGCGGACGGUUGCGGGUAAUGGAGGAGGAAGAAGGGUUGGGGGUGGUUGGCUAUGGCGGACGGGUUUGGGUGAUGGAGGAGGAAGAAGAGUUGGGGGCGGUCGGCUCUGGCGGCCGGUUGUGGGUGAUGGAGGAGGAAGAAGGGUUGGGGGUGGUCGGCUAUGGCGGACGGGUGUGGGUGAUGGAGGAGGAAGAGGGGUUGAGGGAGAUCGUCUAUGGUGGUCGGGUGUGGGUGAUAAAGGAGGAAGAAGGGCUGGAGGUGGUCGGUUAUGGCGGACGGGUGUGGGUGAUGGAUGAGGAAGAAGGGUUGGGGGUGGUUGGCUAUGGCGGACGGGUGUGGGUGAUGGAGGAGGAAGAAGGGUUCAGGGAGGUCGGCUAUGGUGGUCGGGUGUGGGUGAUGGAGGAGGAAGAAGGGCUGGGGGUGGUAAGCUAUGGCGGACGGUUGUGGGUGAUGGAGGAGAGUCGGCUACGGUGGACGGGUGUGGGUGACGGAGGAGGGAGAAGGGUUGGGGGGUGUUGGCUAUGGUGGAGGCGUGUGGGUGACGGAGGAGGAAGAAGGGUUGAGGGAGAUCGGCUAUGGUGGACGGGUGUGAGUGAUGGAGGAAGAAGAAGGGUUGGGGAGGUCCGGAUAUGGAGAAUGGACGUGAGUGAUGGAGGGGGAAGGAGGGUUGAAGGUGGUCGGCUAUGGUGGAUGGGUGUGGGUGAUGGAGGAGGAAGAAGAGUUGGGGGCGGUCGGCUAUGGUGGACGGGUGUGGGUGACGGAGGAGGGAGAAGGGUUGGGGGUUGUUGGCUAUGGUGGACGGGUGUGGGUGACGGAGGAGGAAGAAGGGUUGAGGGAGGUCGGUUGUGGUGGACGGGUGUAAGUGAUGGAGGAAGAAGAAGGGUUGGGGAGGUCCGGCUAUGGAGGAUGGACGUGAGUGAUGGAGGGGGAAGGAGGGUUGAAGGUGGUCGGCUAUGGUGGAUGGGUGUGGGUGAUGGAGGGGGAAGGAGGGUUGAAGGUGGUCGGUUAUGGUGGAUGGGUGUGGGUGAUGGAGGAGGAAGAAGGGUUAGGGGCGGCCGGUUAUGGUGGACAGGUGUGGGUGAUGGCUCGCUUGUCCCGUGGUCCGCGACCGAUUCCUAUUCUACCGCCCAACUCCCUACCCCUUAUGCUUUUCUCGUAGGUCGCUGGUCUUUACCGCAUGUGCCCCCUGUAGAUUCCCAAGAGAGGAAGCAACAAGAAUUGAUCCGUUGACACCUUCCCAAGCAUCUAGAGCCGCAAAACGGCAAU
Molecule: messenger RNA, 1435 nt
Organism: Chara braunii
Lineage: Eukaryota; Viridiplantae; Streptophyta; Charophyceae; Charales; Characeae
Source: the annotation of a GenBank genome assembly